UGCUGCUGAAUCAUGUGCAAAUGACUGCAUGUUAAAGAAUACUUUUACUUCUACUUUGAUAAUGGUCAAUAUGGCAAUCGCUGUGAAAUUAUUUCAUGGAACGUAAAUGGAAUUUUGGUGGAAAACAUUCCUUUUGAAAUGGAUUUUGACAGAAAAGAUGGUUUCAGUUAUUUAGAUGGUGUUCCUGUUAAAAUAUCUCCUAAAUUCUGCCCACCGCGACCAGUUUCUAUGCCUUUAGCGCUUGAUGCAGAAUUUCCAUCAAAUUUACUUGCCGAGCAGUAUGAUUUCUCUUUGGAAAAGAGUGUUUUGGAGUCAGAAAGAAGAAGAAAAGCGGAGCUAGAAGACAAAUCAAUUGCUAAAGAUGGUUCUACUAAUAUUGGAAGUACGUUAAAUAUUUCUAACAAGGAUGGUUUUAAUCAAACCAUUAAUGCAGGGUUUGACUCAGCUUUAAAACCAAAUGUCCACCGUGUUUUACCAUGGCAGUCUGAUAUAAUUUUACAGCCAAAACCUCAGCAAUCUGUCGAAAAAGUUUCAAAUGGUAAUGAAAUUGAGGAUGCCACUAAACGAAUUAACUUAUCAGACUUUGAAAACGAUACUUCAAGUCCAUUUGACUAUAUGGAACUUCAAACUAUUAAUGAUUUAGAAGAACUAAGUAGUGUCUUUCAGGACUUACAUAGUAAAAUAUCUGACAAAGAGAAAUCACAGCUGCAAGAUUCAGAGAAUUUGGAAAUAUCUACUUCUGCAAAAGAAGAAGCAGUUAGCAAUGUCUCAAAAUCCAUUAGCUUUCCAAUUUCUCAAAAACACGAAUUUAAUUCUGAAAAAAUUCCAAAUAGUUCUAGUGAAGAUUUUGUAUAUGGGUCCUGUAAUAAUCCCAUGCCUUUAUUAUCUGGUUCUAAAAGUGAUGCUCGUCUGUCUUUCUCCUAUCCGAGCGUUUCUGCUGUUGUGAGUGAUUUUAAUUCCCAGUCAAAAGAAGAGGUGAAGAAUUUUGUUAGUGAUAUAAGUUAUACAGCACUAUCUGAAGUGCCUUACAUUUCAUCUCAUACUGCCAGAAAUAUUUCUGAAAUGACCAGUGAAACAGCAUCUACAUCUAAAGCAAAAUUGCGUGGAUGCAAAAGUUAUUCCGAUAUAUGCAAUCUGUCUGAACUCGAAACUGCAUAUGCCACAGAACAAGAGAGAUCACGUACACCACCUAGUAAUAUAUUUCCUACAGAAGUUUCUGAGCCUUUAAUUAAUAAAAUGGAUAAAAAUGAUCAUUCCCAAUUUACAAACCAUGAGAAUGCAUCCAGGAAUGGCAUCCUAAAUUCAGAUAGCAAUGCAUCAAAACCAUUUGGCUUGCCCGAUCCUUAUUAUGAAUUAGAUGAUAAUGAAAGACAAGUUGUUGAUUCAAUAACAGACAUGGGUUUCUCAAGAGGACAAGUAGCUCGAACUGUGAAACACUUAGGAAUGGAUGAAAAAAAGGUUGUGGAACAUUUGUGUCAGAUUCAGAUGCUAGAAGAAUCUGGAUAUGAUAGUUUAGAAGCAGAAGCGGCACUUCAUUUACAUGAUUACAAUCAAGAUCAAGCAAAAGUUUUUCUGGAUCUUCUGAACAAAUUUCAAGAUUUGGGAUUUGAAAAGAAUGCAAUCAAGAAGGCUCUGGUGCAGAACAAAAAUGACUGGAACAAAACAAUAGAUGCUUUGCUACCUUGAUACCAAUUUUUAGAGUGCUUUCUCUUAUUUUAAUGAUGUGAUUUAUAUACUACAUAAGGAAAAGAUGUUGUAAAUCAUGAGGGAAUUGGACUUUAUAAACAUUCACAGUAUUUUAUAGGGUAACUGUGUUAUUGGUCACAGUUUGAUCACUUUUCCCCUUCUCAUGAUCAUUCUGUUUAUAUAAAUGAUUUAUUAAUUUAUAUCAUGCAUAGUAAUUAUGUACAUACAUAAAAUAAAUAAAAUUAUUUUUAUUUUCAUCUAUUUCAAA
Molecule: messenger RNA, 1954 nt
Organism: Stegodyphus dumicola
Lineage: Eukaryota; Metazoa; Arthropoda; Arachnida; Araneae; Eresidae
Product: ubiquitin-associated protein 1
Biological process (GO): ubiquitin-dependent protein catabolic process via the multivesicular body sorting pathway
Cellular component (GO): ESCRT I complex
Molecular function (GO): ubiquitin binding
Source: RefSeq, a predicted model, not a curated record